Molecule: messenger RNA, 666 nt
Organism: Lathyrus oleraceus (garden pea)
Lineage: Eukaryota; Viridiplantae; Streptophyta; Magnoliopsida; Fabales; Fabaceae
Exons: 1
Coding region: 1-666 (221 amino acids)
Molecular function (GO): zinc ion binding; nucleic acid binding
Source: RefSeq, a predicted model, not a curated record
AUGAAGGUGGAGGGGCAUGUUGAUCGCGGAAAUGCAUGUCCACAAUUCAUCUUCCCAAAACACGAGGAGAGGAGAAUCCAUGGAUCAUGGAGGAGAGGGGUUAUUGUGAAGUUUCUAGGGUAUAGGAUCAAAUAUAAAGCGUCGGAAACAAGGCUAAAACAAGUGUGGGUCAAGAAGGGCAUCAUUCACAUCAUCGAUCUAAGCAAUGAUUAUUAUCGAGUAACCUUUACUCACGAGGAAGACCAUAUCAAUGUGCUUGCUAAUGGGCCUCGGUUUAUUUAUGAUCACUACGUCACAGUCAAAGAAUGGAACCCUGAUUUUCAUCCAGAAAGUGACACCAUUGAUCAUGUAGCAGUUUGGAUAAGGAUUUCGGGGUUGUCGAUUGAAUACUAUGAUACAAAGGUUCUGUCAUUCAUUGGAAACAGGAUAGGCAAGACAAUAAAAGUGGAUAAGAACACUAUGAUGCAUGAACAAGGGAAGUGCGUGUGGCUAUGUGUCGAGGUAGACUUAUCCAAUUCAUUGAUGGCAAUGUUCAUCAUUAAGGAUAGGAAGUAUCAUGUGGAGUAUGAAGGUUUACACCUGUUGUGUAUCAAGUGUGGGAGAUUUGGUCACUAUAAAGAAGGGUGUCCAGAUAAACAUGAACAACAAGAGAAUGGAAAUGUUUAA